Messenger RNA from Phyllopteryx taeniolatus (common seadragon), 1985 nucleotides. It is a transcript of the gene prune2, whose product is annotated as prune homolog 2 with BCH domain. Bases 291 to 1253 code for a protein of 320 amino acids. The record is from RefSeq and is a predicted model, not a curated record. Lineage: Eukaryota; Metazoa; Chordata; Actinopteri; Syngnathiformes; Syngnathidae. Gene Ontology annotation, cellular component: cytoplasm. The transcript has 11 exons. Gene Ontology annotation, biological process: apoptotic process.
UGACCAGAAAAUGGCGGAAGCGGCUGGCCGCCUGCGAGACCAGCGUCUCCCGAGAAAGAGGAGGAAGAGGAGGGGGAGUAGGCUGGCAACAGGAAGUAGGCGACAGGAGCUGCUUCUUCUUCCCGGUAGCGGUGAGUAUGGGAAAAUGAGGGAAUAAAAAUGGGGAUGUGAUGGGGAUAAAAGGCAGCUCAGCAUCCUCCAUGAAGGAUGCUCACUCCUCACAUCUUAUUUCUCCAUCCAUACAGCAGAGCAAGGACUGCUUGUGGCCGUAGCAGGAAGUCCUCCUGGGAAUGGACCUCGUGCCACAGAGCAAAAUGAACUCUGAGGGCAGCGACGGUAGACCUGUGCCACCCACCUCCCUGCCCCUCCAAGGAGGCGGCACCCACCGAAAGAAACUGUCGGCCCCCCGCAUCAGUCUCUCCCUGGAGCAGAGCGAAGACGACUUGGGCGAGACACCCGACGACCUUGACAUCAAUGUCGAUGACCUAGAUACUCCGGACGAAGGGGAUUACCUGGACUACACGGACCACGAGUUGGACUGGGACGAUCCCAAAGCUGAGAACCGAUGUCGGACAAGCGAGUCGUACGAAGCCGCCCCGACGUACGGUGCCGAGGACGAGCGUCAGGACGUCAAGCUGUGGCGAACGGUGGUCAUCGGCGAGCAGGAGCAUCGCAUCAACAUGAAGAUCAUCGAGCCCUACAUGCGAGUCAUCUCCCAUGGAGGGUACUACGGCAACGGUGUGAACGCCAUCAUCGUGUUUGCUGCUUGUUUCCUGCCAGACAGUGACAGAGACGACUACCACGACAUCAUGGAGAACCUCUUCCUCUACGUGAUCAGCACUUUGGAGCUGAUGGUGGCAGAAGACUACAUGAUUGUGUACCUGAACGGGGCCACGCCCCACAGAAGAAUGCCGGGCCUGGGUUGGCUCAAGAAGUGCUACCAGAUGAUUGACAGAAGACUCAGGAAGAACUUGAAGUCGUUCAUCAUCCUGCAUCCAUCUUGGUUCAUCCGGACCAUCCUGGCCAUCACCAAGCCAUUCAUCAGCACCAAGUUCAGCAGCAAGAUCAUGUACGUGAGCAGCUUGGACGAGCUGCAGGAGCUCAUCCCCAUGGAGAGUGUUCACAUCCCAGAGUGCAUCAUUAGACUGGACCGAGAACUGAAGGACGCAGGAGAGAUUUCAGUAGUGAAUAGCUUUCUCCUGGGAACCGAGCCAACACGCAGAGCAAACGAGGCGGGUGCCAGCGCUCCUUAAACUGGGAACUCAACCUCCGAAUGUGCGUGUGUGCGUGUGCGUGUGCGCGUGCGCAGUUUAUCAUGUGACAACACAACUUGGAUAAAUUGGACUCGUACACGCGCACAGCAGGCGGUCAUACAGCAGCGCACUGUGGUGUGUCUGUGUUUGUGUAAUGUCCCAUGCUCACACACAUCAGUAUUUCAGAGACGUGUGUUUUCUAAGUAAAAGCGUCCAACGUGCUACACUACUAUUAAAAAACAUUACAAGUCGUAAUGCAGAACAACACAAUUGAUUUGAAUGCUUAGUAUACACAUUAUAAAAUACACACGAUGGGCACUUCUUUGGGUACACGCGCACACCCUAAUAAGGACAUCUAAUAUAAGAUACACACAAAAAAUACGAAUAAUGUUUUGUUUAUUUCGGUGGUUUGCAGCGACAGCUGUUUAUUCAUGUUAUCAUUAUUAUCACAUAGUAUGUAUUAUUAUACUAUAAAAAUAUUUAUUGCACACAUUCUAAAAACAUUCGGAAAUUAUUCUAAUACUUUAUCCUAAAGAGAUUAAAAAAUAUUAGAGAUGAGAUGUUUCAUUCAAAAAAAUAUGUAUUAAUGAUGAUGUUGUAUUUAAUAGAAAACCAUGUUGUUAGCAAUGUUGUAAGGUUUAAUUCUAAAAAUACUAUGAAAUAUUACAAACAUUUUCUAUUUAUUUAUUUUAGAAUAUAUUUAAAGAUACUGUAUAUUAUAAAAUAUAAACA